Molecule: messenger RNA, 3310 nt
Organism: Oncorhynchus keta (chum salmon)
Lineage: Eukaryota; Metazoa; Chordata; Actinopteri; Salmoniformes; Salmonidae
Gene: col9a3
Product: collagen, type IX, alpha 3
Exons: 32
Coding region: 474-2510 (678 amino acids)
Source: RefSeq, a predicted model, not a curated record
UGUUGCUCUCAAUGGUUUGGAUAUGGUGUAGCUCCUCUAGGCGGGUGACUUUUCCACCAUGUUGCUUUCACCUACCCAAACAUUUUAGAUCUGCACAACUUGGAGAUAAGAUUGUAGAGGUCGGUUUCGGAUUGGGCAGUAGUUUCACCAUAUACAGUCAUUGGCCCCCAUGGAUUUGCAGGAAAGUUUUUGCGCUUUUUCUGGCUCAGAAGUCGUGCCCCUCUACCCCGCUCUUCCCUCCAUCAAUCGUCCCCACCCCUCCCUCAUCCCUCUCUACAGUACGACUGAGCUCAGCCCCUUCGGCUGGAGGCUCGGGUUUAUCUGGAAUCAACGUCAAAGCCAUUCAGGAGCCGCGCGCUGUAAAGUGAAGGAGCGGUCUGUCACGAAACCUGGGGGAGAGCGAGCGAUAAGGACUGGGAACGGAGCUUGACUUUUUCCGCGUAAAUUCGGAUUUGAGGGGCAAGCGGGGAGCCAUGGCUAUGUUUUCAGCUCUCGGGCUGCUCUUGCUGUGCCAGCUUUUGACAUCAUCCACAGCCCAGAGACCCGGCCCACGAGGAGCCGUCGGGCCGCCAGGACCCCCGGGACCCGAUGGAAAGGAUGGCACUGAUGGCAAAGAUGGCCCGGCUGGACUUUCAGGAAAAGCUGGACCCAAGGGGAAAGCAGGGGGAGCAGGAGGACCAGGGAACCCAGGCCUGCCUGGCCUCCCUGGGGUGGACGGAUUGACAGGUGCUGAUGGGCCUGCUGGGAAAGACGGUCCUCCGGGGGAGGUGGGCGACGCUGGACCUUCUGGGCCAGGUGGACCUCCUGGCAGAGGGAGACCAGGAGCUCCAGGGGCACCUGGAGCCAAUGGGCUUGAGGGCGGAAUCGGGCCACAGGGACCAGCGGGCCCUGAGGGUCUUCCAGGAUUAUCCGGGCCUCCUGGCCCUGAUGGACCACCAGGUCUUCCUGGGGCUCUCCCUGAUGGCAGUGGAGAUCUGUUGUGUCCUGCCAUCUGUCCUCCUGGCCCCUCUGGCCCUCCAGGAAUGCCUGGAUUCAAGGGUCACACAGGGCACAAAGGAGAUAAGGGAGAGCUCGGGAAAGAUGGAGAGAAGGGUAUUGCUGGCCCACCUGGUCCUCCAGGGAUUCCCGGCACUGUCGGCCUGCAGGGUCCUCGUGGUUUGAGGGGACUUCAGGGCCCAAUGGGGGCAGUAGGAGACAGGGGUUUACCAGGUUUCCGAGGCAAACCUGGUACUGCUGGCAUCAUCGGCAAGACAGGUGAUGCUGGAGAGAAAGGACCAGAGGGAUUUAGAGGGCCAAAGGGAGAGAUUGGCAAAAUUGGUCCAAAGGGAGUUUCUGGCGGAGCAGGACCCAAAGGGGAGCCCGGCAUCCCAGGCAGAGACGGGAAAGAUGGCACCCAGGGACUGGACGGCGAGAAGGGAGACGCUGGACGGAAUGGGGUACCCGGUGAGAAAGGACCCAACGGCCUUCCUGGUUUACAAGGAAAGGCUGGCGCAAAGGGCGCCAAAGGAGGAGUUGGUGACCCAGGAGAGAUGGGAGAGGCAGGGCCAUCUGGAGAGCCAGGUAUUCCUGGCGACAUUGGUAUUCCAGGAGAGAGGGGCGAGGCGGGACCCAGAGGAGUGGCUGGGGGUGUCGGACCAGUGGGCAACAUCGGGGUUCAGGGCAGCAAAGGCUUCCAGGGAAUAAAGGGGGCUCUUGGUGACCCUGGCCUUCCCGGACCAACCGGGAUUCGCGGCGGAUUUGGUGAGAGGGGUCCAGUUGGAGCAUCUGGCCCUAAAGGAGACAUGGGCAUGGCAGGAGCUGAUGGUUUGCCCGGGGAGAAUGGAGAACCUGGUCCAUUUGGUCCAGUUGGCCAAAAAGGAGAGUCUGGGAAGCGUGGCGAGCUGGGACCUAAAGGUGUUGUGGGACCACAGGGAGAGCUCGGAGCCAGAGGGGUUCCUGGGAAACCAGGCCUAAUGGGCUUCCAGGGUGAACAGGGUCUGCCUGGAAUCGCUGGCAAGAUUGGUGUUCCCGGUAAACUGGCAAGUGAACAGCACAUUAGAGAAUUGUGUGGAUCUAUGAUUGAUGAUCAGAUUGCACAGCUGGCUGCCAACCUCAGAAGGCCCCUGUCCCCUGGCCAAGUGGGUCGCCCCGGUGCUGCCGGACUUCCAGGGAAAGUAGGAGAGACUGGGUCUAUCGGUCACCCCGGCUCCCGUGGACCUCCUGGCUACAGAGGACUGCCUGGAGACCUGGGAGACCCCGGUCCCAGAGGUGAUCUUGGUGAACAGGGUGACAAGGGACCCAUCGGAAAGGCCAUCGAAGGGCCCAUUGGAGACCAAGGAUACCAAGGUAUCCCAGGAGUGCUUGGAAUCGUCAAAGAUGGGCGUGACGGAUCCCCAGGAGAUCCAGGUGAGCCUGGAGAGGCAGGUAGGACAGGAAGGACUGGGCACUCGGGCUCCCCAGGAAUCUGUGACACUACCGCCUGCCAGGGGGCAAAUGUCCAUGGGAAAACCUCCAAUCCCAAGAACCAUUAAACAUUACUUCCCUCAUCCUGGAACUAGCCCCCCGGGAGGUGAUAAAGAGGAAGAGGAGGAGAGAAGACAAGUCAUUUUCCUCUUGAAUGUAUUUAAAACAAGACGGGAACAGUAACAACAGAUGUGAGAUUUAUUUUGAGAGGAAGAGGACAUCCCAAGAGGAAAAGAGCAGUUUGGGAAAACAGAGAAGAAACAAAGACAAAAAUCUAGAAUCCAUCCAUCUAUGAAGUGGACAACGCUGAUUAAACGUUUCACAAGAGCACUAGAGAACACAUGCAAUUGUGUCAAAUACCAUUGAAAGUAAAUGACAAUUUAACAAAAAAACUGAAAAAUAACUUUACUGGAAAAGUGCUUAUAGGCCAUUAUUUUCAAAAACAUUUGUGUAAAAAUAUGUACUUUAGUUGUUUCACCCCCUGUCUGGAAGAUAACUCGCCAACACUAAAACUGUGAUUGUCCUUGCAGUGAAUGUGCAUGUGUCAAGGUCCUUUCUGCUUAGACCCGAGUGUUCCCUCACAGGACAAGCUUACAAAAUGUAAAAGAAGAAGAUAUGUGCCAGUGAGCAAAAUGAAGUCUCUGCCAAGGAGCUUUGGGUGUACUGUAACAGGCAAUGAAGAAACCUAUGUGCCCCGAUUUUGUAUAUUGAUGCAACCACGUUAUUUUCCAACUCUUGCUAGACUAGUUUUUUUUAUGUUGUCAAGUUUGUUGCCCUUUCCUUUUUUCACAUUUCAUGAUUACAUGUUUGAUUUAAAAAUCUCUUCCAUUUAAGUUUUGAAAAUAAAAAAAUGUGGAUGCAUCAGAAA